Messenger RNA from Pezoporus occidentalis (night parrot), 705 nucleotides. Its product is annotated as basic proline-rich protein-like. The record is from RefSeq and is a predicted model, not a curated record. The transcript has a single exon. Bases 1 to 705 code for a protein of 234 amino acids. NCBI's taxonomy places the organism in Eukaryota, Metazoa, Chordata, Aves, Psittaciformes, Psittacidae.
AUGGGAACGUGCCCAGCAGCGAGGGGCAGCCCCACAGCUCCCCCCUGCGCCCGGGUCUGCGCCGGGCAGGGGCUGGUGGGCGACUCCCGAGCGCGGUGCGGGGGAGCAGCGGGCAGCGCAGGGGGGGCUGGAUCCCGCCCAGAGGUGAGGAGCACCCGCGGAUGCCACCGAGGAGGAAACGCCCUUGAACCCCCACCGGGGUCGGAGCCGGGCCCAGCCGAGGGGCGGCGGCAGCGCCGGGGCUGCAAGGCCGCGGCAGGACCCCGGUCCUGGGGGGGAGCCGCCCGCCCGCCCGCAGCCUCCCGCAGCCCCCCCCCCCGCCCGGUGCGGCCCCGGGCACCGCCCGGCAGCGGCGGCAGCGGCCGCGGAGCGCUGAGCAUCCCCCGGGCCCUGCGCUGGAGCCGCCGCGGCCGCAGGGGUGAGGCCGCCCCGAACCCCCCGCCCGGCUCCGGCCCCGCUCACCUCGCGCUGCGGCGGCGACUGCGGAGGGAGGAGGAGCCGCGGCCCCGGCCCCGCCCCGGAGCCGCCCCGGGACCGGGCCCGCCCCGACCGGGAGGAGGCGGUGGCGCCGCGGCCCCCCCCACCCCGAGCCCCUGCAGCCGGAGGAGCCGCCUGUGCCCCCCCCGCCCCAUCCAGCCCCGGCUCCAGCCCCCACCCGGCAGCGCUGCAGCCGCAAUCACGGCUGGGGACUGGGGUAAUCAAUAA